UGUCAGGCCAAUGUUGUGUAUUUUUGACUGAAUUAUAAACGAUGAGCAUCUACUUUACAAUACUCGUGCUGUUUGGUAUCCAAAUAAUUAAGGUUCAUAUAAAAGCGUUCGAUCAAGAAGAUGGAAAUACUACGAAUGAACUUGACAGUUCUGAACAAGAAGAUAUUAAACCACCCGAGUCUAUCAAUGAAGCCGACUUGAAGUUUCUCUAUUCAAAUUCAGAUCUCGGAAACGGUAAACGGAUUCCAAUCGCAAGCGGUAACGAAUCAAGUAUACUUGACUACUGGAUACAAGAUUUACCUUUAAAAGUUACUACUCACGGAUGGCUUUCAUCGGAGAAAAACAACAGUGGGGUGUUUGUCAUUAACACCGCAUAUGUUGACGUCGGCGGUUUCAAUGUCAUUUCGGUGGAUUGGAGUAGUAUUGCGGAUGAUCCUAAGUACCCAGUUCCUGCAGUUUUGACCAAAGCCGUUGGUUCUGCGAUUGCUAAUUUUUUGGAGCGUUUGGUUGAUGUCACAGGAAUAGAUUCGUCGGAUAUACAUUUAAUAGGCCAUAGUCUCGGUGCCCACGUUGUAGGAUCGUGUGGUUAUCAUUUUAAAUCGGGAAAAAUUGGCAGGAUUACCGGUUUAGAUCCAGCUGCACCCGGAUACGAGACCAUCAUCUCUGUUCAUUUACCACACUUAAACAAAGAAGAUGCCCAAUUUGUCGACAUUAUUCACACUUCAGGAGGGACUAUCGGCUUCUUUAAAAGUAUAGGCCACGCUGACUUCUUUCCCAAUUCCGGAACAGCGCCCCAGCCGGGAUGCUAUUCAUUAUUCAAAUUAUUAGAUUUCAUGCAUUGCAGUCAUUCAAGAUCAUAUGAACUUUAUGCAGACUCUGUGUACCAUAAGAAUUCUUUAGUUGCAGUAAACUGUUCCUCUUGGGAAGAUUAUAAAUGUAACAAAUGUGAGAACAAUACUCGUGAGUUUAUGGGACACGACGCAUUACCCAGCGUUAGAGGCAAUUUCUUCUUGAAGACCAAAAAAACCAGUCCUUAUAGUACUUACACAGAUUAGACAUAAUGUACAAAUUUGUAAUGUAUUUUAUAUUUUUAUUGUAUUAAUUAGAAAC
Molecule: messenger RNA, 1110 nt
Organism: Rhopalosiphum maidis (corn leaf aphid)
Lineage: Eukaryota; Metazoa; Arthropoda; Insecta; Hemiptera; Aphididae
Product: lipase member H-B-like
Exons: 7
Coding region: 42-1055 (337 amino acids)
Biological process (GO): lipid metabolic process
Molecular function (GO): lipase activity
Source: RefSeq, a predicted model, not a curated record